Messenger RNA from Cuscuta epithymum, 594 nucleotides. NCBI's taxonomy places the organism in Eukaryota, Viridiplantae, Streptophyta, Magnoliopsida, Solanales, Convolvulaceae. The record is from the annotation of a GenBank genome assembly.
AUGGUCCAUCGGUUGCCAACAAAAGAUGCUCUAGGCGGAGGAGAAAAUUGAUGUUCCAUGUGCUUGAAUUUAUAUGUUAAAUCAAAAGAGUAUGCAGAUGAUAAUUGGCAUACAGAUGAAAAGAGAAUUCCACAUAGAACAACGGUGAAAGGAAUCUGGGCACAACAGAGAGAUAACAACGACGGUGAAGCAGACCGGCGGCGGCGAAACAGCCCGACGACGGCGAAGCAGAUCUACUGCGGGAGUGGUGAUGGAGAAUUUCUAUUCGGCAGACGAAACAAAGCAGCUAUGGAGGCGGUGAAGUGGAUCGGCUACAGUGGCGACAAAGAAGAAUGGUGGACCAGUGGUGGCGGAGCACAUAGCCGACGACAUGAUGGAAGAUGGUCUGUAGUUCUGUACGAUGGUGGUUGGGAUAAGGGUACUCUUGGAUUAAUUUAUUUAUUUUGAAAUAAAAGCAUCCCAAAAGUUGAUGUUAUUUACAGACAUACCAAGAAGCAUAAAAAAGCACCCUCCCCUUUUGGUUUUUGGCUUAAAACUGAUUAAAUUAAGCUGAAAUUUUCUUUUGCAAACACUACAUUUAGUUUUUACCCUCCA